GUACAACAUCCAGGAACAUACUGAGCUCAAACAUCAUCUUGACAUCUUCUCUCUGCAGUUUCCUGCUACUCCAUAUAAGAUACUCAGCGGACAACAUGAAAGUGGCCUUUGUUUUUGUUUUGCUCUUUGCUGCAGUUCUUUGCAGACCGCAAAGAAAAUAUUCUGACAGUUCUGCAGAGAGCUCCGAAGAAGUGGUGAGACGACCUGCGGCUCCGCUCUUCCGGAAAAAGGUGGCCGAAGUUUCACGAAUCCGUGCAGCAGCUAUCAGGGCUUUCCAGAGGUUUUUUUCAUCACCUGUUGCUGGUUCAGAUGAGAGCACAGACAGUUCUGAUGAGCAAGCAGCAGUGGACACUGCCGCUGUUGCCAUCUAUGAAACCACUGAUCCUGCUGCUUCAGACACGCCCCCUGUCAACAAUGAAGAUAGCGACGAUGACGAUGAUGAUGAUGAUGAUGAUGAAUCUGAGGAAAGUGACAGUGAUGAAGACGAGGAGGAGGAGGAAGAUGAGGAAGAAUCCUCAGAGUCGGGCGAGGCUUCAACCGUCGCUCCUGAGGUCGUGACCCCCGUCAUAGUGACAGAAGAGCCCCUGGAUGAAACUACAGAGGAGCCCCUGGUGCCCACCAUCAUCACAGACACAGACUCGGGUCGUGGGGACAGCAUGGGGGGGUACCCCGGUGAUUACAAGAGCUACGUCUAUGGGGAGGAGAAGAGCUACUCCAAAGGUCCUUCACCUUACAAGUCCUACCAAUACGUUGACAAAAAAACAGGCUACGACAUGCCCACUGGCAAUGAGGUGGAGAAGUCAUCAAAGGUGUACAAGAUGGAGACUUAUCAGGCACAUUCUGACCUAGAGGAGGAUAGCAGCACUCCUGAUGAGGAGAGCCAGAAUCUGGACACCUCUGGACCUUCCGAGAGCCAGGAUGUUGCUCCUGAGGAGGAGGAAGAAGAAGAAGAGGAGGAUAACGCUGGCAACGCUGAUAGCGGAAGUUCCAGCACCCCAGAAGAAGAGGAAGAGGAGUCUGAAACAGAGAGCAGCGAGGAGCCUGAAGCCUCUGACAGCGAUUCCGACGAGAGUGACUCGGAUGAGCACGGGAUGGGCCCCGAACCCACCACCACCAACUCGGUGGUCAUCACUGCCAAAUAAGUCAUACAGGAAGUGGGGUGUGGCGUCGCAUAGAUUGGUAUAAGACUCCAUGCCACAUUCGAGAGUAAUCUUCUGAGGCACUUUCUAAAUUUCGAUUAGUCCAAUCGUAGACAACCAAAUCCUCAUAGUGUAACCACAAGGUCGGUGUUGACAUGUAUCGAUAUAAACAGGUUGCACUGUAUCACAGAUCAGAGAUUUUUCUGCUGUAGGAUGAUCACUCUUGGCAUUCUGUGCUCUGGUAGGCAUGGUGACCUGUUCCCACAAUUCCAUUAAAUUCCAUUAAAUAACAAACAUGUUUGCAGUUACUUAAAUAUUAGCAAAUGGACAGGCAAUGUGCAAUUUAAGCCAAAUUUGUGUCAUCAUUUCACACGCGAUACCAUCUAUUAGCCUUGUAUGUGUGUUUAACUCAUGGCUGUUGUC
Molecule: messenger RNA, 1562 nt
Organism: Doryrhamphus excisus (bluestripe pipefish)
Lineage: Eukaryota; Metazoa; Chordata; Actinopteri; Syngnathiformes; Syngnathidae
Gene: spp1
Product: secreted phosphoprotein 1
Biological process (GO): ossification; cell adhesion
Source: RefSeq, a predicted model, not a curated record